CUAAAGAGCGACGGAAGGCGAGAGCCAAGCUCCUUCCCCGGCGGCUGCCGCUUUCCGGGCGAUAAUGUUCUGCGAACUGAGCGUUCGCUUCGACCCUUCCCGGGACGUGGGACCUUGGCUUUCGGAGCGGGCGGAGGCGGCUGAGCGGCCGGGACGAGACGGCAGCGCAGAUGCUUGGGGAAAUCAUUUGGAAACGCUGCUUAUGAUAAAUGUGGAAAGAAAUGGAAAUGUUCUUUAUACUUGGAAGGACCCUCAGGAAUGCACAAAUGUUGGAUUGUAUGAUGAUGAUAAUAAGAAAAACCAGCACCUCUACACUUUUGAAAAAGACCUGCGGGUGAUCAGCUGUUCCAUCAAUCGUGAAAAGACCUUGUUAGCCAUCAGUUUCCUGCAGACAGCACAGGAAGAGAAAAAGUUCCUUUUUGAAACAGUUCCUAAAUGUCUGACCUUGCUAAUUGAAAUUCACCCGCUUAAUAAUGUGAAAGUUUUAAAGGCUGUGGAUAGCUGUAUUAGAGUACAGUUCCUAUAUCCCCUUACAGAUAAAACGUCAUGGUCAGAUAGCUGCCUCUUACUCAUUUCAGAAGAUAAAUAUGCCGAAAAAUUGGACAUCAAAACUGUCAGAGAAGGAGACAGGGUGAUGAUUGAAAAUUCGAGCUGGCUUUCGAAGGAGAGAAUUGCCGAUGAUCUCGUGUGGUCCCAGUGGGACAUGCUAGAACAAAGACUAUUCUACAUUGUCACAAAGGAAGAAGAAAGGGACAUAUUAAAUUGCAUCCAAUUUUAUCCCAAUAAAGACUUUAAACUGAUACUUGAAGUACCUUUAGAGAUCUCCAUGGCUGACAUAAGAUUAAGGUCCGUGAACGUGAAUUACAGCUAUUAUCAAGACCAAGAAACUAUACCCAAACCUUUGGAUGUACAUGUUUUUACCAGUGACACAGGAAGUUUAUGUUUGUGUUAUAGUUUGGCUAGUAUGAAUUCCAAGGACGUAUCUUACUCUGUGGCUUUUCUACAUAAAGGUUAUAGUAAAACAUAUACCGCCACUUUGGAAGAGAUGAAUUAUCUGCAAAUAAAGGAGCUGGGUUUUUUGGAUCUUGGCUCUUACCUGGCUGUGUACUUACCUGGACAAUUCCUGCAUCUUCUGGACACCCAACAUCCUGACCUCAUCUGCCACAGUUUCUUUCUGUCAGGCGAAGAUGCAAAAAUUAAUCUACUGAACGCUGACACCGUCUUUUCCCCAGCCAAAUCAAGUAUCUUGGAUCGCAGCACGGGAAAAAUAUUUACUGUGGAAAUGAGCCCAAAGGCUUUGCUACAAUUUUUGUGGAAGAGCAAGUCAGAUAACGACCAGUUAGCAGCUUUGCACUGUCUCCUACUACAUGUUGGAAGCACGGAGGAAUUGGAAGACCAGAUCAUCCAGUGGCUUUCCGAGAACGCGUCGAGUUGUUUUGCAUUUGAUCCUAUACAAGAGCUAAUCAUUGCUUCUUUACAUUGGAAAAUGUGCCUGGAAUCCAGCCACCUGGAUAAGCUUUUACCGUACACGUCACUGUCUAACUGGAAUAAGAAGGAUAUUCCUGGAAUUCUGUGUAAAAUGUACAUUAUUUCGUUACCCUCUUUAAAGGUGCAAAACUGCAAAGGUUUCUGGGAAAAAUUAAACGUCAAUCUGGAAUAUGUGAAAUAUGUUGAAACACCCUUGCAUUUGAGCCACAAAAUGCUGAGGAGGGAAUGGUAUAAACUACUUUCCGAUGAGAAGACGGCAGUGAGAACAUCUUACAUCAAAAGUAUAUUUGAAAACACAAAAAGGGUGUUUUCCAGUCUGCAAAGGUGGGAAACAGAAGACAGAACGGCUCCUCUUUUUCAAGAUGAAGAUUAUCAGCAAAGCUUGCUAACAGGAUUGAUGGUGGCACAACUCAAAGAGCAUCUCCUACGACCCCUGCAGUACGUUGGCAAAAAAAAGAUUGAUCAGAUAGCUGUGGAUUAUGUUUCAAAAUUGCUGGACCUAAUCUGUAGGAUGAUGGAGACUGUUAGGAGGAAAUACAGUCUUAGCUCCUUGUCCUUCUCAUGCAGGCAACCAGAGAAAGCGAAUGAGGUCAUCGUGUUCCAUAUCAUGUGCCGGAUUUUGCAGGCAGCCAGUGGGAUGUGUCUGCCUUUGCCUCCAGGAUUCCACACUCUGCACCUGGAAGUGGGGAUGAGGUGCUUCCCUUUGCACACGGUCCUGCAGUACAUUGACCAUGGAGUUCUGCAUCUAACAGAAAAGUACGUCCUGAAUCUUUGGAAAGAAUUGGACAACACUGAACAGAAUGUGAAGCUGAAGUUAAGUAUCCUGACCAGGCUUCCCCAGGCAAUUGGGUGCAAGGUUUGUCAGCUGUGGAACCAUUCUUUGAGCACACAUGUUAUGGCAAAGAACUACGUUAAAGUCUUGUUUGAGAAACUCAGCAGUAAACAGUACAAUAUUCCAUUUACGGACAGAAUAUCACCCCAAAUUGAGUUUCUCCCUCUUAACUAUUUGGUGACUAUCAUAGUAGAGAUGGAACGUCAAGGAUGGGCAGCUUCUCUGGAAGAGACCAACAUGAACGCAAGAUUGGUUGAAGAGGUGGCACUGAAACACACUACAAUGCUUUUAGGCCUUUAACUUAUUUAAUGACCACGAUGAAAUUACGAAUCCAAUAGCAUCAGAAUUUUGUUCUGCCUUUGAACGUAUAGGCAAUUGAAUUCCAGAGAAGAUACGGAUACAAAGCUUGUAAUAUUAUAUCUGAAAGAGAUAUCACAACUUCUACUACUGGAUGUGAAAUUGUUCUGAAUGCAAAAUAUUUUACAUUCAGAUGCUUUGGAACUUGAAACUGGAUUGAUUUUUUUUUUUUUUCAUUUUCAAACCUCACCUGGAAACAGCCUGUCCCAAAGAUGAAAAAAAAACCUCUUUU
Notechis scutatus (mainland tiger snake) is the source of this 2909-nucleotide messenger RNA. RefSeq names its product gamma-secretase activating protein (gene GSAP). The record is from RefSeq and is a predicted model, not a curated record. NCBI's taxonomy places the organism in Eukaryota, Metazoa, Chordata, Lepidosauria, Squamata, Elapidae. Gene Ontology annotation, cellular component: trans-Golgi network. Gene Ontology annotation, biological process: positive regulation of amyloid-beta formation.